AUGUCAUUCACUGUUCAUCAGGAACUUCCUGGCUGGUGGUGGAACGAUGCGUUAUUGGUGCGCGACCAGGCGCUGUUGCACAAAGUGAAGAAGCUUGAAGACGACGCUCGUCAGGACAGGCGCCAGUGGAUGAUCACCAAGGCAGUCGACUCCGCUCAACGGAAGGUCCGGCGCGCGUGCGCACGCCUUACGCGCAUGCGCCUUAACGCUUUGCAGGCCAGGCGACAACUCGUCUCUAACAUGUUCGACCAUGGCCGUGGUAUACUUGACGUUGGUCGUGCGGUAUUGGCCUUGGUACGUCGGCAAGCCGACGAUCCUCGACAGGAGUUGUAUCUGAGGGAGAUUCUGUACUACCAAGCUGUAGCGAUGGAGUGGGCGGAUGGGCACUCCAUGUGGUCAUGA
Messenger RNA from Peniophora sp. CBMAI 1063, 402 nucleotides. The record is from the annotation of a GenBank genome assembly. Lineage: Eukaryota; Fungi; Basidiomycota; Agaricomycetes; Russulales; Peniophoraceae.